Nilaparvata lugens (brown planthopper) is the source of this 2412-nucleotide messenger RNA. It is a transcript of the gene CstF50, whose product is annotated as cleavage stimulation factor subunit 1. The record is from RefSeq and is a predicted model, not a curated record. The transcript is spliced from 9 exons. Gene Ontology annotation, molecular function: protein binding; RNA binding. NCBI's taxonomy places the organism in Eukaryota, Metazoa, Arthropoda, Insecta, Hemiptera, Delphacidae. Gene Ontology annotation, biological process: mRNA 3'-end processing. Gene Ontology annotation, cellular component: mRNA cleavage stimulating factor complex. The coding region runs from base 296 to 1615 and encodes 439 amino acids.
CUAGACAGAUUAAAAUCUCGCACAUCUGAGGCUUUGUUUUGUUUGAUACAUUUUUUCAAGCGAUUACCUUCCUGCCUGUGCUGUUUGACGAUCUCUGCAAAAGUUUUCUAACAAUUUUAUAUUUUUUCUAUAAAUUCUGUUUUACUUUCAAAUUGCGAUUAAUUCAAACUUGAAAAAUUUCUGUUACAAUUGUCAUUGGAGUGAAUUCUGUGCAGCAUAAAAGAACAAAACGUUCAAGUCUCAGCAUACGUUUAAAUCUUUAUUUAUAAAAAAAUAAAGUAUAUACAUUAUAAAAAUGAAGGAAACGGAAAAUCCCCAGGACAUCAAUGUCUUGAAACAAAAGGAAUUGUUGUAUAGAUUGAUGAUAAGUCAGCUGGAAUACGACGGGCAGACGGCGUUGGCAGGACAGCUGGCGGCGGCAGUGCAGGCGGCGGCCGACCCGCCGUGUCCACCGUCCGACCGUCUGCUGCAUCUCUGCAUGAUCGGCCUGCAACACGAGCCCGACCGUCGCAGUCACGGCCACUCCCUCGGUCUACUCAACCCCGUACAGGAAAUACUCAUCGGCCCUGGUCUUGAUUUGGAGUUCGAGACGGACAUAGAUUGCUCGGCGCCAGAGCCGGCGCAGUACGAGACGGCGUAUGUGACGUCACACAAGGGUAACUGCCGGGCGGGCGCCUUCAGCAUGGAUGGGCAGCUGGUGGCCACGGGCAGUGUCGACGCUUCCAUCAAGAUCUUGGACGUGGACCGUAUGCUGGCGAAAUCGUGUCCGGACGGCAUUGAGACCUCGUCGGCCACAGAGGGCCAGGGCCAUCCCGUCAUCCGCACCCUCUACGACCACCUCGAGGAGGUCACCUGUCUCGAGUUCCAUCCUCGCGAGCCGAUCCUCGCCUCCGGAUCUCGUGACUUUACCAUCAAAAUGUUCGACUAUGCAAAGGCUUCGGUCAAGAAGGCCUUCAAAACCAUUACUGAUGCUGACCACAUCAGGUGCAUGUCGUUCCACCCGAGCGGUGACUUCCUGGUGGUGGGCACCCAACAUCCGGUCAUCCGACUCUACGAUGCCAACACGGCACAGUGCUUCGUCUGCAGUGUGCCCAAGCAUCAACACACGGCUCCCAUCACCUCUGUCAAGUAUUCAUCGAAUGCGAAGUACUUUGCGUCGGGCAGCCGGGACGGAAGCAUCAAGUUGUGGGACGGUGUGUCCAACCGGUGCGUCAACACGUUCGAGAAGGCCCACGACGGCCAUGAGGUCUGCUCCGUCCUGUUCACCAGAAACGGAAAGUAUCUGCUUUCGUCUGGGAAAGACUCGUCGGUGAAGCUGUGGGAACUGAGCACAAGUCGCCUCCUCAUCUCAUACACGGGUGCUGGCACUACAGGUAAGCAGGAGCACAGAGCGCAGGCGGUGUUCAACCACACAGAGGACUUUGUGAUGUUCCCGGAUGAGGCGACCACAUCGCUCUGUGCCUGGAACUCUAGAAACGCGUCGCGUUGCCAACUAUUGUCACUCGGUCAUAACGGUCCGGUGCGACUGAUAGUGCACUCGCCGCAUACGGCUGCUUUCCUCACCUGUUCCGACGACUUCAGAGCACGCUUCUGGUACAAGCGACUUGUACACUGAGCAAACCCCAACCUCAACCACCACAUUCAAUUACAAUUAUGUAUUCCAAGUGUUAUACAAUCUCAAAGGUCGCACCUUCAAUAAGAUCCGCUCAAUAAUAUCUACAUGGAAGCCUAAUUAUAAGAAAAAGCUCCAAGUCUGAAAAGGGGUAUUCAAUGUGACUAAUUCGUGAAGAGUAACAACACAACUCAUGCUAGUAUACUUGAGGCCGGGUUUCUAGGACACUUGACUUAUUAAAUCUUAUUUGUCAAUUGAAUCUGUAGUUUUAGAACAGAGAUUUAAACCACAGUUCUAAAACUAUAGUUUGAAUGGAGCAAUUACAUUUAGAAAAGAAUGACUUUUUUAUUUGUUGACGUGCUGAAGUUUGGACAGUAAAGUACACUCUACCACUUAACCACAAAGAUUUAGUAAUUAUAGUUCUAAAACUAAAUGUUUACUGAACCAAUUGGAUUUAAUAAGUGCCCUAGAAACCGUGGCGAAGACUAAUAAAUGUAGUGUGAUAGGUUGUAUUACUUAAAAGACUUUUGUAACGUUUUUAUACUUAAAAACAUUUCCGUUCUAAAAUGAACGUAUUCCAUUAUUAGUAGGCCUUGAAAUACAGGAGCUGAUGAUUUUAAAGCUUGAAAUGUAACUUUAUUUAACUUAUAAUAUCUCUAAAAUGUUUUCAUAAUCAUCAUCUUACGUUUCAGUAGACUUUUGUUUUCCAAACUUGUGUGAAAAAUCUCAUUCAGCUACAUGAAAUUCUUGUAUUUAUUUCUAUCAUAUUGUUGUGAAUAAAUCGUGUUUUUUUAUAAAUU